CAAGCGUAUAGUUUACCAGCAGAGAAAGAAUUAUUUUUAUUAAUUUCUGAAAUAAUUUUGAAGAAUUUUAUAUACAAUGGCAUUAACCUACGAAGAUAGAGAAGUUAAUUUUGAUGUGUCCUUCUCUGAAAUGAGAUUAAGAUUGGGAGAAAAAGUAAUUGAUAAAUUGGACAACAUAGAAGACACAAAAGGCAAUGCAGGUGAUCGUGGACGUUUAAUCAUUACUAAUCUGAGGAUUCUUUGGCAUUCCAUGAUCAGUCCAAGAGUAAAUUUAAGUAUUGGAUUGAACACCAUAAUUUCAAUAAAUACAAAAAUUGUUAAUUCGAAAACUAAAGGAACCACACACGCUUUACACCUCCUAACAAUUUCUAAUGGUACCAGAUACGAAUUUAUAUUUACUAAUUUAGAGCAAGAUAAUAUGAGGCAUUUUACUUCAGUGGUUGGUGUUCACAAAGCUUUUAUAACAUCAAAGUUGUAUAGAGAACUGAAACUCAGAGGAGGUGUAGUACAUAACAAAAAAUUAAAGGUUUUACCUCUGGAACAGAUUUUUUCUAACAUCCAUGGCGUUUGGAACCUGUCAAGCGAUCAAGGCAGCCUGGGCACGUUCAUAGUCAGCAAUAUUCGCUUCGUUUGGUUUGCUGACGUCAACGAAGGAUUCAACAUAUCUUUACCAUACCUGCAAAUUGAAUCAAUUAAAAUUAGAGACUCCAAAUUUGGAAAUGCAUUGGUGAUAAGGAGUAACGAACGUAGCGGAAACUUCAUUCUUGGUUUUAAAGUUGAUCCAGAAGAAAAACUACAUAACCUUCUCAAAGAACUCACCUCUUUAUAUACUGUUUACAUGAAUAAUCCCAUUUAUGGAGUUGAGUAUAAAUGGAGUUUGCAAACUUCUGAAGCGCCUCAAACGAGCAACAUUUUUAACGACUUAGAAAUUGUAGAGGAUCCUAAGGAUGAAAUAAGCAACACUAUAUCUGCGUAUUUGGCUGAUGAGGGUCACGAAAAAGAUAGACCUCCUGUAUAUUCUGAAGAACUGGGAUUGGCAAUUGAAUCUGUUAAGGAGGGGUUUAGUUUAAAAAAAUUGUGGGAAGUUAUUCCAACGUAUUAAGA
Sitophilus oryzae (rice weevil) is the source of this 1104-nucleotide messenger RNA. It is a transcript of the gene BBS5, whose product is annotated as Bardet-Biedl syndrome 5 protein homolog. The transcript is spliced from 7 exons. Gene Ontology annotation, cellular component: ciliary basal body; BBSome. Bases 77 to 1102 code for a protein of 341 amino acids. Gene Ontology annotation, biological process: intracellular transport; cilium assembly. The record is from RefSeq and is a predicted model, not a curated record. Lineage: Eukaryota; Metazoa; Arthropoda; Insecta; Coleoptera; Curculionidae. Gene Ontology annotation, molecular function: phosphatidylinositol-3-phosphate binding.